This is a messenger RNA of Scedosporium apiospermum, 1338 nucleotides long. RefSeq lists its product as uncharacterized. NCBI's taxonomy places the organism in Eukaryota, Fungi, Ascomycota, Sordariomycetes, Microascales, Microascaceae. Bases 1 to 1338 code for a protein of 445 amino acids. Gene Ontology annotation, biological process: nicotinamide riboside biosynthetic process; inosine salvage; nicotinic acid riboside biosynthetic process. The transcript is spliced from 5 exons. The record is from RefSeq and is a predicted model, not a curated record. Gene Ontology annotation, molecular function: magnesium ion binding.
AUGACGACACGAUAUCGAGUAGAAUACGCUCUCAAGACCCAUCGCCGAGACCAAUUCAUAGAAUGGGUCAAGGCCCUCCUUGCCGUACCGUUUGUAAUCUACUCUCAACCCACCGGUGUAUACGACGCCGAAGGCCGAGAUGUCGACGGCAUGGCAGCCGAGGCGCAUCGGCGCUACGCCGAGAUUCUCAAGGACGUCGAGGAGAUGAUUAACGACCACAUCAAACACCAAAACGACAAACGCAAACUCCCCUCCAAACUAAAACUCCUCGUCCCCUCAGCGGGACCCUUCUUCACGAACCUGCCCCUCGAAGACGCCUUCACCUAUCAAGACUCCAAGCGCUACAUCUCCUCGCGCCGCUUCGUCGCCCCGUCCUUUAACGAUGUGCGCCUCAUUCUCAACUCGGCGCAAGUCAUGGCCGUGACGCGGAACCAUGGACUGCAGCUCGCUACGUUUGAUGGUGAUGUUACGCUUUAUGAUGAUGGGAUGAGUCUUGAGCCUUCUAGUCCCAUCAUCCCUCGACUCAUAGACCUCAUGCGCCGCGACAUAAUGAUCGGCAUCGUCACAGCAGCAGGCUACACUACCCCCGACCUCUACCACGCCCGCCUCCACGGCCUCCUCGACACCAUCGCCACCUCCCCCCUCCUCACCCCCUCCCAGCGCCGCAACCUCAUCAUCAUGGGUGGCGAAGCAAACUACCUCUUCGAAUUCUCCCCGGACGCCCCCCACCUCCUGCUCCCCGUGCCCCGCUCGAACUGGCUCACCUCCGAGAUGUCCACCUGGUCCGACCCGGCCAUCCAUUCCCUUCUCGACGUGGCGGAGUCGGCGCUGAGGGAUUGUAUCCGCACCUUAAACCUCCCCGCUACCGUUGUGCGAAAGGACCGCGCCGUGGGUAUCAUCCCCCGCGACCCCUCCGUCCGCCUCCCCCGCGAAACCCUCGAGGAAACCGUCCUCGUCGUCCAGAAAACCCUCGAAAUCAACGCCCUCCGAAACCCCGCCGACGCUCGCAUCCCCUUCUGCGCAUUCAACGGCGGCCGUGACGUCUUCGUUGACAUCGGCGAUAAAUCAUGGGGCGUGACCGUUUGCCAGAAUUACUUUGGCAAGCGACGCGCCGCCGCCGCCGCUGCUGCGGGUGAACGGAACGGCAACGACGCUUCUUCCUUCGUUAUCAGGGGGGAGAAUACCCUGCAUGUGGGCGAUCAGUUCCUGAGUGCCGGUUCGAACGAUUUUAAGGCGAGGAGCGUUUGUACGACGGCUUGGAUUGCGAGUCCCGGGGAGACGCUGGAGUUGUUGGAGGAGGUUGUUGAGGCUUUGGAGAAGGUUCCUGCUGCUGCAUGA